Messenger RNA from Paramecium pentaurelia, 1698 nucleotides. NCBI's taxonomy places the organism in Eukaryota, Ciliophora, Oligohymenophorea, Peniculida, Parameciidae. The record is from the annotation of a GenBank genome assembly.
AUGGGAUGCGGUUCAGCUAAACCAUCUGAUGUUAAUAAUCCUCAAUAAAGUAAUAUCUUUAAUCUAUAUAUGAGUCAAUGACAAAUCUCAAUUACGUGUAACAUCUCUAAAUUUAGUAACUGAAAAGAUGGGACAGAUUUCAUAAGAUUAUCAUCUUUUGAAACCUUCUUUAGGAAAAGGUAAUUCUAUUUUUCCAAUCUACUUAUUAGGUGCUUAUGGAGAAGUUCGAAAGGGUAUUCACAAAUUGACAAAUCAAACUAGAGCAGUGAAAAUUAUAUCAAAAGAUAAGGCUAAAAAAGCAGAUAUGGAACGUCUAAAGGAAGAAGUUGAUAUUCUCAAAAGAUUGGUAUGUUUCAUUCUCUAAUCCAAGGAUCAUCCAAAUAUUAUAAAGAUCUAUGAAUUUUAUCAGGAUAAUAAAAAUAUGUAUAUAGUAACAGAACUAUGCACUGGAGGAGAGCUAUUCGAUAAGAUCUAAGAAUCUAGUUCAUUUUCAGAACGCAAAGCUGCAGAAACUAUGAAAUAGAUCUUGAGUGCUGUAAAUUAUUUGCAUAAAAGCAAAAUUGUUCAUCGGUACUUAUUUGGUUGCAAUUAUUUCUAAAAGUGAUAUAAAGCCUGAAAAUAUUCUAUAUGAAUCUUCUAAGCCUAAUGCCUUACUCAAAAUUGUCGAUUUUGGAACUUCUCGCUUUUAUGAUCCAGAUGUAAAAAUGGAUUAAAAACUUGGAACUGUAAUUCUAUAUUUAAUAUAGCCCUAUUACAUUGCACCAGAAGUAUUAGAAAGGAAAUAUGAUGAAAAAUGUGAUAUAUGGUCAUGUGGAGUAAUUCUCUAUAUUUUACUCUCUGGAACUGCUCCUUUUAAUGGAGAUGAUGACAACUUAAUUAUGGAGGCUGUAAAAAGAGGAUUCUAUUCAUUUGAUACAGAAGAAUGGAGAUUGAUUUCAAUUGAAGCUAAAAGAUUGAUAUCAAAAAUGCUUGAGAGAGAUCCUAAAAAAAGGAUAUCUGCUGAAUAAGCAUUAUAAGAUGAUUGGAUUACAACUUAUGUGAAAAAACCAGAGAUAGAUUUACCAUAAUUGACUAGAGUGUUAAAUAAUAUGAAAAAUUUUAAUGUUGAAAAGAAAUUUUAAGAAGCUGCUCUUACAUUUAUGGUCAAUUAUUUAGCAACUAGUUAAGAAAAGUAGGAAUUAUUGACAUAAUUUUAAGCAUUAGAUUUAAAUGGUGAUGGUAGAUUAAGUAGGGAAGAACUAAUUAUAGGUAUAUUUUAUAUAUAUAAAUAGGUUAUUCAAAAGUAAUGAGUUAUUCUGAUGCUGAAAUAGAAGUUGAUAAAUUAAUGAAAUAAAUUGAUUAAGAUGGAAAUGGUAGUAUUGAUUAUUCUGGUAUUUAAUGAUUAUUUUUAUAAUUUAUAGAAUUUGUUUUGGCUACUUUUAAUAAGGUAAAAUUAAUAGAGGAUAAAAGAUUGGAAUAAGCAUUUAAAUUAUUUGAUAAAGAUGGAAGUGGUACAAUAUCUAUUGAUGAAAUAAAAUAAAUAUUUGGUUAAAAUUCUUAAGUAUCAGAAAAAGUAUGGAAAGAUCUUAUAUAAGAAGUUGAUUAAAAUGGAGAUGGAUAAGUAAAUUGUAUUUUAAUUAGAUCGAAUUUAAAGAAUUCAAAGAAAUAAUUGUUAAAGCUAUUUAAAAUACUAAUGAAACUGAUGAUAUCAAGAAAUGA